ACACGGCGACACACGGCGACACACAGCCACGCUCCUCUCGGCAGCCCCCGUUCCGCACGCCGGCAUUUGCCCUUCAGACAAUGCAUAAUUCAGCAGCCUUGAAGGCGGCCGGGGGGGCGGCCGGCGCCGCCACAACGUGUCAAACUUGAGAAGCGAACGGCACCCCUGGAAAGGCGGCAGCGGCUGCACCGGCACCGGCACCGCCACCACCACCGGCACCGGCACCGCCCGCGCUCUCCCCGUGCGGCGGCGAGGGACGAUGCGCCGAGGGCGCAGCAGGGCCGGGCCGCGCUCCCCGCCGGAGGCCGCCGCACCUGCUCCCGGAGAUGUAUUACGCCAGACUUCCAGAUGAGAGGGUGAGACUAUGAGUGAAGAGCAUCCCGAAGAUUGUGUGCAGUUCUUUUCCUGGGUCAGAAUCGGAUUGAUCUGAGAACAAUAAUUAUGAGGCUGACAUGUAUGUUCUCCUUCAUCUUGCUGUUUGGAGCAGCUGGGCUCGUUGUCUUCAUUCACCUGCAGGAUCCAGAAGAAAUAGUUCAUCAGCAGACACCAGGGAUAAAAUAUAACAUGGGAUUCCAGCAAUCAAAAAAAGACUGUGUUUCCAGCAAUAACCAGGAUAGAAGAUUAAGAAAAAAUACUGCAGACAGAGUAGCAACAGUAAAGCAGAGCGAUUCAUUACACCUAUCUGAAAGUGUGCCCACUAAGCUUCAAAGCACAGACAAAAAGCAAAGCAGCAUAACAUUUGCAAUGAAAGAUCAACAGAAAGGUGAAGAAAUUAAUUCUAUUGGGCUCCAUAAACGGAGGAGGAGAUUUAUAAUUAAAAAGAGCCCAAUCCUGAUCUCCAUAAACAGCUCCAUUCUCAACCUGCCCACGCUUAAAUCUGAGGAUAGAAGCAACAAGUGGAAGAGUCUCUAUCAGAUCCAAAGAGAAAGAAAGAGGAUUAUGAGGGAAACAUGUUCUAAAUACAAGAGUAAUAAUAGAAGAAUAAUCACUCCUUAUCAUGUUUCUAGAAUAUUUGUAGAAGACAAAUACAGAGUUUUAUACUGUGAAGUACCAAAAGCUGGCUGCUCUAACUGGAAACGGGUGCUUAUGGUUCUUAACGGGCUGGCUUCUUCCACAAAAGAUAUACAGCACAAUACAGUGCACUACGGAAACUAUUUAAAAAGACUGGAUGGGUUUGAUCACAAAGGAAUUUACCAUAGGCUCAACACUUACACAAAGAUGCUUUUUAUUCGUGAACCCUUUGAAAAGCUGGUAUCUGCAUUUCGGGACAAGUUUGAACAUCCAAAUAACUACUACCACCCGGUUUUUGGAAAAGCCAUCAUUUCCAGAUACCGUGUCAAUGCCACCAAAGAAGCAUUAAGGACAGGCUCUGGAGUCAAAUUUAAAGAGUUCAUUCAGUAUCUCCUGGAUGUACAUAGGCCAGUGGGUAUGGAUAUCCACUGGGAUCAUGUCAAUAGGCUUUGCAGCCCAUGUUUAAUAGACUACGACUUUGUUGGGAAAUUUGAAAGUAUGGAAGAAGAUGCAAACUUUUUCUUGCACUUAAUUGGUGCACCACAAAAUUUAACUUUCCCCAAGUUUAAAGAUAGACACUCCAAUGAAGAAAGAACUACCACUAAAAUUACACAACAGUAUUUUGCACAGCUUUCUCCUUCUCAACGGCAACGAAGCUAUGACUUUUACUAUAUGGAUUACUUGAUGUUUAACUACUCAAAACCUUUUGAAGAUUUAUAUUGAUUUGAGAGCUGUGACAUUUCCACGGUCAUAUCAGUUGACUUGCCUAAGAAAUCCAGGUGGCUUCUGUUUAUAAAUACUCAUCUGUUAGUAAACAAUUGGUCAAAGAGCAGGAAAAAACCCAAAACAGAACAUAAAUGGCUAGUGAUGUUUACACCUUCACCUUAAUUGCCUCCUUUUUCAAAGCAUAUUUUUUUCUAUAGUUUCUCCAUAUGAAAUGUAUGUACAUAUAUGUAUAAUAUGUCAGGGCUCCCAAA
Messenger RNA from Falco peregrinus (peregrine falcon), 1988 nucleotides. It is a transcript of the gene CHST8, whose product is annotated as carbohydrate sulfotransferase 8. The transcript has 4 exons. Gene Ontology annotation, cellular component: membrane. Gene Ontology annotation, biological process: carbohydrate biosynthetic process; proteoglycan biosynthetic process. The record is from RefSeq and is a predicted model, not a curated record. Gene Ontology annotation, molecular function: sulfotransferase activity. The coding region runs from base 442 to 1734 and encodes 430 amino acids. NCBI's taxonomy places the organism in Eukaryota, Metazoa, Chordata, Aves, Falconiformes, Falconidae.